AUGAAAGAUUCAGAUAUUAUCGCAAGUGUGGGCAUACUUUUUCUCGUGGCAAUUGCCUAUGCAUUGUACAAAUGGAUCAAGAAAACAAAAGAAAGGAGACAAAGAAAGAGAUUUUUCAAACGAAAUGGUGGUUUACUUUUAAAACAGCAACAAGAAGCCGAUCCUUCUUUAGUUGGUAAAACCAUACUUUUCAAAUCACGUGACCUGGCCAAGGCGACAGACAACUUCAAUGAGAACAGAAUUCUGGGUCGAGGAGGCCAAGGUACGGUCUAUAAAGGGAUGUUAGUGGAUGGAAGGAUUGUAGCAGUUAAGAAAUCAAAAGUUGUUGAUGAAAGCCAGUUGGAACAAUUCAUCAACGAGGUGGUCAUUCUUUCCCAAGUCAAUCAUAGGAACGUGGUCAAACUAUUGGGGUGUUGCUUAGAGACAGAUGUCCCAUUGCUUGUUUCUGAAUUCAUUCCAAAUGGUACCUUGUAUAAUCGUCUUCACAAUGGAAUAGACGAGUUCCCAAUUUCUUUUAACAUGAGAUUAGAAAUAGCUACAGAGAUUGUAGGAGCACUUGCUUACUUGCACUCAGCAACUUCCAUUCCCAUAUACCAUAGAGACGUCAAAACCACUAAUAUACUUUUGGAUGAAAAAUACAGGGCCAAAGUUUCUGACUUUGGAACUUCAAGGUUUGUUUCAAUAGAGCAAACUCAUUUGACUACUUUAGUCAAAGGUACAUUUGGCUACCUUGAUCCUGAGUAUUUUCAAUCUAGUCAAUUCACGGAAAAGAGUGAUGUUUACAGUUUUGGAGUUGUUUUGGUGGAAUUGUUAACGGGAGAAAGGCCAAUUUUUGUAAAUAAACUUGGUGAAAAUAUAAGUUUGGCUGCACACUUUAUGUUGGCUAUGGAAGAAGGGCGUGUUAUGUCUAUUUUUGAUGUGGUUAUGAUUAAAGAGGCUGCCAUGGACGAGCUUAUGUUAUUAGCUAACCUUGCAAUGCGAUGUUUGAAUUUUAAUGGAAAGCGUAGGCCAACAAUGAAAGAAGUAUCUAUGGAGCUAGAAAUGAUACGAACAUCACAUAUUUCCUUUACGGUCUAAACCAAUACCAGUUCAUCAAGUACAAGGAGGAAGUCUUAUGCUAAUUUAUGGCAAAUGUAAUCUUGAGUUUAAAUGAAAGCGUAA
This is a messenger RNA of Helianthus annuus (common sunflower), 1161 nucleotides long. Its product is annotated as wall-associated receptor kinase-like 2. Gene Ontology annotation, biological process: protein phosphorylation; cell surface receptor signaling pathway. The transcript is spliced from 2 exons. Lineage: Eukaryota; Viridiplantae; Streptophyta; Magnoliopsida; Asterales; Asteraceae. Bases 1 to 1077 code for a protein of 358 amino acids. Gene Ontology annotation, molecular function: ATP binding; protein serine/threonine kinase activity. The record is from RefSeq and is a predicted model, not a curated record. Gene Ontology annotation, cellular component: plasma membrane.